UUUUUUGGCAGAUGCAGCAGUAUCCAAUGGACACCUUUGUGGGAUUUCAGAACAGACAGAUUGGCUACAUGAUCGAUGGAGUGUUUUAUCCAACCAUCCAUCCGCAGUAUGAAGGUCAUCAUCUUCUGCAGCGAAAGAAGUCGAAACCGCUUACAAUCAGAGACCCUAACGACUGCAAUCGAGACGUCAUGGCCGAGAUCUUCGGAGAAAGACUGCCGUCUUCACCGACACCACCAUCCGUUUGGCCUCAAUGCAGCAACGUUGUGGAAGCUCCGGUACCUCCAGACACCACGCCGCCAAAUGAGGUUGAGCCGAGCACAGGCCCUGCUUCAGAGACUUGUCAGCCAAGUCUAAGGCUCCUCAAGAGACAAGGCCUACUCCUCUUCUCCUUCCCUCCAGAGGAGGCUGUGCAGCAGAAAAGGUCAGAGACAGUAAACAGACGGAGGAGGAAAGAACAAAGCCAGACCGAGACUCGAUCCCAGACACACCCCAGGGAAGUGGUCACUUUCUGCAUUCCUCUGAUGGAGGAAGAGAAAAUGGAGGCGAAGAAAGCCAAAAUACUUUUUGGUGAUUUCUUGUCUGAACACCUGACACCUACACAGCAUACAGGGGGUGACAUUGUGGAGGCUCCUUCUCUCAUAAAGACCACGCCGCCAAACGAGGUUGAGCCGAGCACAGGCCCUGCUUCAGAGACUUGUCAGCCAAGGCUAAAGCUCCUCAAGAGACAAGGCCUACUCCUCUUCUCCUUCCCUCCAGAGGAGGCUGUGCAGCAGAAAAAGUCAGAGAAAGUCAAAAGACGGAGGAGAAAAGAACAAAGCCAGACCGAGACUCGAUCCCAGACACACCCCAGAGAAGUGGUCACUUUCUGCAUUCCUCUGACGGAGGAAGAGAAAAUGGAGGUGAAGAAAGCCAAAAUAGUUUUUGGUGAUUUCUUGUCUGAACACCUGACACCUACACAGCAUACAGGGGGUGACAUUGUGGAGGAUCCUGCUCUCCUAAAGACCACACCGCCAAAUGAGGUGGAGCCGAGCACAGGCCCUGCUUCAGACCUCUGCAAGAGACCCGUCCUGCCCCACUUUUCCUUCCCUCCAGAGGAGGUGGUGCAGCAUAAAUUCAACAGAUGGGGGAUAAAGGAGCAAAACCAGACUGGGGUGCACAAGACACAAUUGCAGACACGCCUCAGAGAACCGUUCAGCAUCUGUGUCCCUCUGACGGAGGAAGAGGAAAAGGGGGCGGAGAAAGCAGUUGGCGAUCGCUUGCUUUGUGAUGAAAAGAAAACAAAGCAGGAAAGCAGAGAUGAUCAUGUGCACCCCUCAGCUCCUGUAAAACCUGUCUGGACACCUCAGCGUUCUUAUCGUCAGCGGCCCAGGAAGCUUACGCUCGGAGACCUUUUUUCUUUCUCACUGGCUUGCACAUCGACUAAAAGGACCAUCAUCAAGGCAAAUACAUCGCCAGAAAACACACCCCCAAAGGAGGCGGGGCUAAACACAUCUCCUGCUUCAGAGACUCUACCGAGGAAAAGGUCCAAAAAACGAAUCCGUUUCUGCCACCUGCCAACCACUGAAGAGAAGCAGAAAGAAGAAAGGAACAAAGACGAACAAAGCCUCAAUCAGCGAUCUGCACGGUCGGAAUAGUCACACAAACACGAUUAGUUUCCGCUCCCUGCAGACGUAUAGAAUAAAAUAAAGUUUUGUGACAGUAACUCGGUGCUGGCAGUGUGAAAUACCUGCCUUUCACUCUGUCCACCUCAGACUUUUACUACUGUACAUCUAUGAAUCAUGCAAAAGGUUUCUGAGCACUCUGCCAUGGGGUGUAUUAGGGACGGCGGACAGGGCUCGGAGUACAACAAGGAAAUGAGCAGACUCUACUGUAUUUUAUGAGGAAGCUCAGAACUUUUAAUAUAUGCACCAAGAUGCUGGAGAUCUUCUGUCAGUCUGUGUAAGCGAGAGCCAUUUACUGUGUUGAGGUCUGCUGGGGGCAGCAUCAGUGCCAGGGAUGCCAGCAGGAUUAACGAGCUAAUUCACAAGGCUGGAUCGUUUGUUGGACACAAACUGGAGAUGUUUGAGUCAGUGAGGAACAGGAGGUCACUAAACAAACUGUUCUCCAUCAUGGCCAAUCCGUGUCAGCAGUGGACAACACAACGCCGAGUCAUUGCAACUCAUUCUCUAAAAGACUCAUUACAGGAGGUCAUUCUUAUUAUCAAUAACAUUGUAGAACAGCUCACCUGUGUGUGACAGGUGAUAACACGAUCAUGUGACACUACUACAACCAUAAACAUCAUCAGAUCCUUCAUAUUUGUUAUCUAUUGACAGUUUACACUUGUGUACUGUGAUGUAAAAUACUGAUGUAAAUAUGGUUAU
Tachysurus vachellii is the source of this 2360-nucleotide messenger RNA. RefSeq lists its product as uncharacterized. Bases 12 to 1634 code for a protein of 540 amino acids. Lineage: Eukaryota; Metazoa; Chordata; Actinopteri; Siluriformes; Bagridae. The record is from RefSeq and is a predicted model, not a curated record. The transcript is spliced from 10 exons.